Messenger RNA from Pseudopipra pipra, 1857 nucleotides. RefSeq names its product NUBP iron-sulfur cluster assembly factor, mitochondrial (gene NUBPL). The transcript has 11 exons. The record is from RefSeq and is a predicted model, not a curated record. Gene Ontology annotation, cellular component: mitochondrion. Gene Ontology annotation, molecular function: ATP binding; 4 iron, 4 sulfur cluster binding; ATP-dependent FeS chaperone activity. Bases 17 to 1006 code for a protein of 329 amino acids. Gene Ontology annotation, biological process: iron-sulfur cluster assembly; mitochondrial respiratory chain complex I assembly. NCBI's taxonomy places the organism in Eukaryota, Metazoa, Chordata, Aves, Passeriformes, Pipridae.
GCGGGGCGGCGGCGGGAUGGCGGGUCCCGCCUGGCGCUGGGUGCGGAGCGCUGCCCGCCUCCUCCCUGCCGGCGGCGGGCGGGCUGCGGCAGCGCCGUCGCGCGGUCCGGGUUGCGCGCCCGCCGCUUGCUCCGCUCCGUUCGCCGGCUCCGCGUCCUCGAGCUCCGGGGACGAUUCCCUUGGGGACAGACGCGCCCGGAUCCUGUCACGCGGGCUGCCAAAGCAGAAGCCCAUAGAAGGAGUUAAGCAGGUGGUGGUCUUGGCUUCUGGAAAAGGGGGAGUUGGAAAAUCAACAACAGCAGUAAAUAUAGCCCUCGCCUUAGCAGCAAAUGAUUCGACAAAAGAAGUUGGUUUACUUGAUGCAGACAUAUAUGGACCUUCAAUUCCAAAAAUGAUGAAUUUAAAAGGAAACCCCGAAUUAACACCAAAAAAUCUAAUGAGGCCCCUUAAGAACUAUGGAAUCGCAUGCAUGUCUAUGGGUUUCUUGAUAGAAGAGACUGCCCCAGUUGUGUGGAGAGGGCUCAUGGUAAUGUCAGCUGUUGAAAAAUUGUUGAGACAGGUUGACUGGGGUCAACUGGACUAUUUAGUAAUUGACAUGCCUCCUGGAACUGGAGAUGUACAGCUCUCAGUAUCACAGAAUAUUCCAAUUGCAGGAGCUGUGAUCAUCUCCACGCCACAAGACGUGGCUUUAUUGGAUGCACGCAAAGGAGCUGAAAUGUUUAGAAAAGUCCACGUACCUGUUUUAGGACUGGUUCAGAAUAUGAGCGUUUUCCAAUGUCCUAAAUGUAAGCAUGAGACACAUAUCUUUGGAGCUGACGGUGUAAGAGAUCUAGCAAAAACCCUUGGGUUGGAUAUUUUGGGAGACAUUCCACUGCACGUUAAUAUACGGGAGUCGUGUGAUUCAGGACAGCCUGUUGUGAUCGCUCAGCCUCAAAGUGAUGCUGCUAAAGCCUAUCUAAAGAUAGCUAUGGAAAUAGUAAGAAGACUGCCAGUACCUCCUGCUUGAAGUAUUUACCACAGAAACUUGCAAAAAAAGCCAUCUUUGUUGCAACCAAUGCAGAAGAGUCCUGCUACCUAAUAAUGUGGAGGCCAUACCUUAGUUUUAAGAACUUCUUUAGGAGUUAAUUUACCAGAGAUUAAAUUAAGAUUGUGAUAUUUACUGGUUUUUGAAUCAUUGCUUGUCCAUGUCCAAAGGGAUUGAAGUGUGCAAACAGUGAUAGACAGUAUUUAACUGCUGAAUUGUAACAUCAUCAAGCAUUUUUCACGUGUGCUAUUUUAUGAAUGAAAACCAGCCUCUCCACUCAAGGAGAAUGAUGAGAGGUAUGCCAAAGGAUUAAUCCUGCUUAAAAACUUAAAUUUUCAGUAUUCUUAAUUUCUUUCAGUUUUGGUUCAGCUUUUACAUAGUUAACUGUCAAACUGACCUUAAGUUCUGCAAGAUUUUAACAAGAAAAGUCAGUUGUGCAACCGCUGUACUUUUUGUGUGUUCACCUUAUAAGAAAAUUUUAAAAAUUCCACAUAUACUCUGAAGAGUUCUUGUGAUGAAUGGUGAUCAGAUUUAUUCAUUAUCAGAUCGAGUUCGAUCAUGAGGCAAUUCAUGGUUUAGUGAAGCAUGGAUUACAUGACCCCGAGGCUUAUUUCUUGGCUGUUUUGCAUUAUAAUGAACCCAGACAGAAGACCAGGUAACCGAGGUCUUCACUGAAAACCAAAUGUUUUGCCUGAGCUCAGUGUGACAGGGAAUGCAAAUGAUCAAGAUAAAUUAAAUUUGUGAUUGCAUAUUCCUACUACAGUGCAGCAACUUGGAAUUUGAAUAUAAAGACAUAUUUUUGAAGUAAAGAAAUAUUUGGUCUUCAAACUGCA